This is a messenger RNA of Polistes dominula (European paper wasp), 2143 nucleotides long. RefSeq names its product luciferin 4-monooxygenase. The record is from RefSeq and is a predicted model, not a curated record. Gene Ontology annotation, molecular function: CoA-ligase activity. Lineage: Eukaryota; Metazoa; Arthropoda; Insecta; Hymenoptera; Vespidae.
ACUCGUUUAACGGGUUACAGUAUGCAUUGAGCGUUGAAACAUUCAAGUUCAUUGUAAUAUAUUCCACAGUAUAUCGAUCGAAACGUCGUCUUGGGAAUACACUGUUAUACUUGAUACAAGAAAGAAUAUCAAAAUUCAACAAAGAUGUCUAAGGCUGCAAGAAUACUCAAAGGACCACCUAGAACCUUAGAAACAAAUAUUUCGUUUGGACAAUUUAUUUUAGAAAAAUUACGACAACAUUAUGAAAAAGUUUUUGAGAUUGAUGCUGAAACUGGUCAAUUUUUAACGUAUAAAGAUAUGUUGGAAAAAACAGUCAAAUUAACAGAAAUUUUAAAAAAACGUAACGUCCAAAUCGAAGACAAGGUAUCAAUCAUUGCCGAAAAUCAUUGCAAUUGGUUCGUUGCAGCUUUUGCUAGCAUAUUCCUUGGUGCAGUUGUUGCACCGAUAAAUCCAGUCUAUACAGAAAUUGAACUUAAACACGUGCUUGGUAUCUCAAAACCACGUAUUAUCUUUGUAUCAAGAAGAACAGAAAAAUUGGUCAGUAAAGUAGUACCAACUUUACCAUGGAAUAUAGAAUUGAUCGAAUUGGAUGACGAAGCAUUGAACAAUAACGUACCAACCAUAAAAAAUUUAUUGAAAACUAUAGAUGACGAAAUAGAUUAUCAUCGAUACACACUCAUUGAUAUUGGUGAUAACAAGAAACGACCUGUUGUUAUUUUAUGUUCAAGUGGUACAACUGGUUUACCAAAAGGUGUUGCAUUGUCUCAUUGGAAUUUCUUAAAUUUUAGUACUACCAUUGGUACAUCCAAUUACUUAGAUAUUACACCAGAUGCAAGAGCGUUAUUGUUCCUACCACUUUAUCACGGUUAUGCGUUUGGUGUGAUGGCAUUGAUAACAAACGCUGGAGGCACAAUAAUAAGAAUAACAAACUUUUCGCCAGAUUUAUUAUUCAAAUCUAUCGAAAAAUAUCGUAUAACAUUGUUACCAAUAGUACCAUCUGUAUUAAUCAUUCUAGCCAAACAUCCGUCAGCACUUAAUUACAAUUUUCGAAGCGUGAAAAGAGCAUUCUGUGGUGCAGCACCUUUACCAAAAGAGAUUAUAUUGGAAGCAAAGAAACGAUUGAACGUAAAAUCAAUCGAUAAUGGUUACGGCAUGACAGAACUUACAGUUUUGACAGGUAUGAGUAACAAACUUGGUAACAACGAUUCAGCAAUUACUAACAUUGUACCUGGCGUACAAUGUAAAAUAGUCAAUCCUGAAACACAAGAAACCUUAGGACCUAUGCAAAAAGGUGAAUUGUGUGUCAAAGGUGAUCACAUUAUAAUGUUAGGUUAUUACAAUAAUCCCAAGGCUACCAAUGAAACGAUCGAUAAAGAUGGUUGGCUUCAUACCGGUGAUGUUGCUUAUUAUACUGAAACAGGUGACUUGUAUGUCAUCGAUCGAUUAAAGGAACUUAUUAAAUAUAAAGGUUAUCAGGUAUCACCGGUUGAAAUCGAAGUUCUCUUGCUUUCUCAUCCUGCUGUUAAAGACGUUGCUGUUGCUGGAAAACCUGAUGAAUUUGCUGGCGAAUUACCAACAGCUUUUAUUGCUAAACAACCUAAUUCUAAUGUUAAUCCUCAAGAAAUUAUUGAUUUCGUUAAAAAUCAAUUAUCACCACAAAAAUGGUUGAGAGGUGGAGUACAUUUUCUCGAAUCUAUUCCAAGAAAUUCAACGGGAAAAGUAAUGCGUCGAGAACUUAGAAAUUUGGCAUCACGUUUGUAAAUAAAAAAAACCAAACAUAUUUUAACAUUAUGUUAAAACAUUUAUGAGGAAUAUAUUUCUAAUAGAUUAAAUUAUAUCAUGAAAAAUCAAUUAGUUUGAAGAAUAUCAAACAUUUUACAAUUGAUAAAUUGAUAAUAAAGUUAUCUUUAUAUAAAAGAACAUAAUUUAUAUUCGAACUAUUUCCAAUAUAGAAAAUUGAAUAUAACAAACAAGCAGUGAUAAUAUUUAAGUUUCAUAUACGGAUUAUGCGAAAUAAAGUGGUGGUGGAUACCUGUUGCAUUCAAGUCAAAUACGUCAACUCCCCAAAUGUGAAAUAGUAUAAUUAGCGUAUAAUAAAAAUAUUGUAAUCAUUUAAAUGUGUGAUUACACGUUUUAAAAUUGU